UAAUACGUAAGUUUUUAUGAAUAUAGAGUUGUCUUCGUUAGAAAGAGAUUUAUCCUCUGACAGUUUGAGGUGAGACUUUGCAACUGGGUUCGAAUUUAAUCAAACUUGAACACACGUACUUAACACCAGGCGAAGAAUCAAAAAGGAAAAUUCAAUUUUCUAUAUAAUGAUGGCAAAAGGUUCAACUUUCCCACCACAUUGCUUCUCCCACUUUCCAUUGACCUCAAUUGAUGUCUCUCAAAUUCUUCAUACCACUCUUUGAUUCUUUCCCAUGGCCCCUUCAAGAACUCAAUAUUGAGCAAAAGGGUGUCUUAUUUUCCUAUUUUCUUGGCCUUUUAGCUUUACUAUACUUCCUUUGGCUUCUCAUCAACAAGUCAAAAAAUGGACAACCACCACCAUUGCCACCAGGACCUAAACCUUUGCCUUUGAUAGGCAAUCUCCAUUCUCUUGAUCCUGAACUCCACAUAUAUUUUGCAUCUCUAUCCAAAACUUAUGGCCCCAUUUGUUCACUCUGGCUUGGUAGAAAAGUUGGUAUUGUUAUUACUUCUCCUGCGAUAGCUCGCGAGGUGCUUAAGGAUCAAGAUACCAUAUUUGCUAACAGAGAUGUAACUGCUGCCGGUAGAGAAGCUACAUAUGGUGGCAAAGACAUAACAUGGACUCCUUAUGGACCGAAAUGGCGUAUGUUGAGGAAAGUCUGUGUUCGGGAUAUGCUUAGUGGUUCUACUUUAGAUUAUGUAUAUGCUUUAAGGCGAAAGGAACUUAGACAGACGAUUAGCUACUUCUAUAAUCAGAAGGGAUUGUCAGUGAAUAUGGGUGAACAGAUGUUCUUGACUGUGCUUAAUGUGAUUACAAACAUGUUAUGGGGUGGUACAGUAAAGGGUGAGGAAAGAGCUAGUCUUGGAGCUGAGUUUAGGCAUGCUGUGUCUGAGAUGACUGAGUUGUUCGGUACUCCAAAUGUUUCCGAUUUUUACCCGGGCUUGGAAUGGCUUGAUUUACAAGGUGUUACAAAGAAGAUGAAAGUGUUGGCGAAGAGAUUUGAUGAGAUAUUUGAGAGCAUGAUUGAUAAAAGACAAAAAUUGGAUAGAAAUGGUGAGAUUGGAAAUGGUGUUGGUCAAGGAAGCAAGGACUUUUUGCAGAUUUUGCUGAAGUUGAAAGAUGAAGCAGAUGCCAAAAUGCCUCUGUCUAUGGUUGAAAUCAAAGCCUUACUUAUGGAUAUGGUUGUUGGUGGAACUGACACAACCGCCAACACAGUUGAGUUUGCCAUGGCUGAAAUUAUGAACAGACCAGACGUCUUGAGGAAAUUACAACAAGAACUAGAGACAGUUGUGGGAAAAGAUAAUAUUGUGGAAGAGUCUCAUAUUCAGCAAUUACCUUUUCUCUAUGCAGUUAUGAAAGAAGUCUUGCGCAUACAUCCAGCUCUUCCACUCUUGGUGCCACAUUGUCCUAGUGAGACAUGCACUGUGGAAGGAUACACUGUUCCUAAAGGAUCUCGUAUUUUCAUAAAUGUGUGGGCUAUACAGAGAGAUCCUUCUAUCUGGGAAAAUCCUACUGAGUUCCUUCCGGAGAGAUUCUUGGACGAUAAAUGGGACUAUAGUGGGAAUGAUUUCAAUUACUUUCCAUUUGGUUCUGGCAGAAGAAUCUGCGCGGGAAUAGCCAUGGCAGAGAGGAUGUUCAUGUAUUCACUGGCUUCGCUCAUUCAUUCUUUCGACUGGAAGUUGCCUGAAGGAGAGACAUUAGAUCUUACGGAGAAGUUUGGUAUUGUUUUGAAGAAGAAAGUGCCUCUAGUGGCUAUACCUGUUCCAAGAUUAUCUAAUCCGACACUCUAUGAGUAAGAUAAAGAUGUUGCUCUAUCCUGGCAAUGGUCUUAUGGACAACUCAAAGUUCCAUGUGAAAUGGUUAAUUUCCAACAACUCCUUUGACAUUUGCUGUCUCCAGUUUCCUGCCUUUUUCUUGUGUUUUUAUUAUGAGUAUAGGCUAUGUGUUUGUAGAGAUGAUGCUUCUGUCGUUUGUAUGAUCAACUAUGAAAAUGUGUUCCCUGUAACUGGGAUCCACUUGAAAUCAAUUCACAGGUUUCUGUGUA
Messenger RNA from Capsicum annuum, 2080 nucleotides. RefSeq names its product flavonoid 3'-monooxygenase CYP75B137-like. The coding region runs from base 231 to 1832 and encodes 533 amino acids. The transcript is spliced from 2 exons. NCBI's taxonomy places the organism in Eukaryota, Viridiplantae, Streptophyta, Magnoliopsida, Solanales, Solanaceae. The record is from RefSeq and is a predicted model, not a curated record. Gene Ontology annotation, molecular function: heme binding; monooxygenase activity; oxidoreductase activity, acting on paired donors, with incorporation or reduction of molecular oxygen.